Messenger RNA from Vitrella brassicaformis, 1860 nucleotides. NCBI's taxonomy places the organism in Eukaryota, Vitrellaceae. The record is from the annotation of a GenBank genome assembly.
AUCAUGGGAAUGAGGAGGAAGCCUUACAUGAUGAUGUUCGCCUCGACACAGGUGCUUGCCUUCCUUGUGCUGGCCUUCCUGGUGCGCAAUGUCGUCACGGCGGUGCUGGCACUCAUCUUCCUGGCCGUGUCCGCCGCAUUCACCUCCUCCAUGGCUGAAGUAACAAAAGACACAGCACAGCCACUCAGGGCAGUGUGUCUGCACAUUUAAAUCCAAUGACGUGUGUGUGUGUGUGGCAUGCAGGCCUUGUGUGUGGAGUUGUCUGCCCACGCCUCGGCCAAGCUGACCGCUGAGAGCAUCAUGAGCCUGUUCGUCACGUCAAAGGCAUUCGGCAACUUGGUCAGCCAAGCCACCCAGGCCCAAUCUGACUGCACACACGGCCCCUGUCUGUCUGUCUGUGUGUCAAUCAGCUGACGGCUUACUCGUCGGGGCAGCUGAUCGAGUACACGUCCAAGCAGAACGUCUUCCUCAUAACCAGCGCAUUUCCGGUGAGCAAGGAGAACACACACAGAGCGACACACAGACAUAUGAACGCGCUUGUCUUGUGUGUGUGUGCAGGUGUUGAUAGUCGUGGCUGCGUUGAUGAUGCGCGAGGUGACGACCCUCCCGGCUCAGAUGCAGCGGCAGACGGCCUGGCAGCAGCUGAGGCAUGUGUGGGACUUCAUGCGCCAGCCUUUGCUCUUGCCGACCAUCAUCUACGUGGUGGCCUACAUGGGCGGACCGGAUUACGACGACGCGCUGUUCUUCUUCUUCACGUCAGCACACACAGAGAGAGAUACGGCAGGACAGGUCGAUACACGGCGCGUGUGUCAUCUGUGCAGGAAUCGCCUCGGCUUCUCACGUCUGCACCCACAAAUACACACAUACACACACACAAUGUGUGUCUCCCUCCCGCCCCUGUCUCUGUGUGUGUGUGCCAGCGACGUUUCUGGGCUCGAUGCGCCUCACAUACGGCGUGGCGGCGCUCAUCGGCGUCGGCAUCUAUCAGCUCGUCACCAAAGUGCCACUCAAGACGGUCAGCAGACACACACCCAGAGCAGACCUACAACACGAAAAGACACCCCCCUGCGACAAACAGAUCCUGACGUGGUCGAUUUUGGUGUCGCUGCCGAUCUACAUGCUGCCGAUACUGCUCGUGCUCGGUGGCCAGACCGCCACACACAGAGAGACAGCAUCAUGUGGGUGUGCACUGUGUCUCCAUGUGUGUGACCACGUCAUGCAGGUCUGAACUCGCGCAUCGGCAUCUCCAACGAAGCGUCCGCCUGCACAUCACACGCAUCACACAAAUCGCACAAACAUGCAUGUCUGCCUCUGUGUGAGGCAUACGUCAGGUUUCUGUUGAGUGGCGGUUCUCUGCUCGAGGCGACGGCUGAGCUGCAGAUCUUACCUCUCAUCGUCUACAGCUGCAAAGUCUGUCCAAAAGGCAUCGAAGGUCUGUGAAUCGAUGGAUGGAUGGAUGGCCUGGUGUGUGUGCCAUGUCUGUGUCUGUCUGUCUGUGUGUGCGUGGUGGAUUGGAUGAGUGCAGGGACGGUGUUUGCCAUCCUGAUGAGUGUGCGCAACGCCGGGGCCCUGCUCAGCAAAGCCAUGUACAGACAGACAGACACAGGCCGAUGUGAUGGGCACACCCCUUUCUUUCUCUCUGUGUGUGUGCCGCUCCACCACUCAAUGUACUCAAUGUGCUCAUCUCUCUCUCAGGUCCUCAUUUUUCACCUACCAGCUGGGAAUCACAGCCACAGACUUCACCAGUGAGUAACCGACCACACACACCACGCCACGCCCACCGACACACCACACCCACACAUAUAUAUUAUAUGCAUAUAUUUCUCUGUCUCUCUAUUUAUGCCUACGAUGCGUCUGUAU